Messenger RNA from Camelus dromedarius (Arabian camel), 2781 nucleotides. RefSeq names its product solute carrier family 15 member 1 (gene SLC15A1). NCBI's taxonomy places the organism in Eukaryota, Metazoa, Chordata, Mammalia, Artiodactyla, Camelidae. The coding region runs from base 77 to 2203 and encodes 708 amino acids. Gene Ontology annotation, biological process: dipeptide import across plasma membrane. Gene Ontology annotation, molecular function: dipeptide transmembrane transporter activity. The transcript has 23 exons. Gene Ontology annotation, cellular component: plasma membrane. The record is from RefSeq and is a predicted model, not a curated record.
GGAAGCAACACCUUAGUAAGAAGUCUUCCCAUCUGAACUUAAUCGCCAGUUGCAGGGAGCUCUCGGAGCAGCCACCAUGGGAACAUCCAAAUCGUGGAGUUGCUUUGGUUAUCCCUUGAGCAUCUUCUUCAUCGUGAUCAAUGAGUUCUGUGAAAGAUUUUCCUACUAUGGAAUGAGAGCACUCCUGAUUCUGUACUUUCGAUAUUUCAUCGGCUGGGACGACAGUCUCUCUACCACCAUCUACCACACAUUUGUUGCUCUGUGUUACCUGACACCAAUUCUAGGAGCUCUCAUCGCCGACUCCUGGCUGGGAAAAUUCAAGACAAUUGUGUCUCUCUCCAUUGUCUACACCAUUGGACAGGCAGUCAUUGCAGUGAGCUCCAUUAAUGACCUCACGGACUUCAACCACGAUGGAACCCCGGACAGUAUUUCUGCACAUGUGGCGCUGUCCAUGGUUGGCCUGGCCCUGAUAGCUCUGGGUACUGGCGGGAUAAAGCCUUGUGUGUCUGCAUUUGGUGGAGAUCAGUUUGAAGAGGGCCAGGAAAAGCAAAGAAACAGAUUUUUUUCCAUCUUUUAUUUGGCCAUUAAUGCUGGAAGUUUGAUUUCUACGAUCAUCACUCCUCUGCUCAGAGUUCAAGUGUGUGGAAUUCACAGUAAACAAGCUUGUUACCCAUUGGCGUUUGGGGUUCCUGCUGCUCUCAUGGCUGUGUCUCUGAUUGUGUUUGUCAUUGGGAGUAGGAUGUACAAGAAGUUCCAGCCUCAGGGCAACGUCAUGGCUAAAGUCGUCCGGUGCAUUGGGUUUGCCAUCAAAAAUAGGUUUAGGCAUCGGAGUAAGGAAUUUCCUAAGAGGGAGCACUGGCUGGACUGGGCCAACGAGAAAUAUGAUGAGCGGCUAGUCUCUCAAAUCAAGAUGGUUACAAGGGUGAUGUUCCUGUACAUUCCGCUCCCCAUGUUCUGGGCCUUGUUUGACCAGCAGGGCUCCAGGUGGACGCUGCAAGCAGCAACUAUGAGCGGGAAGAUUGGAAUUAUUGAGAUUCAGCCGGAUCAGAUGCAGACCGUGAACGCCAUCUUGAUCGUUAUCAUGGUCCCCAUCACGGAUGCUUUGGUGUACCCUCUGAUCGCAAAGUGUGGUUUCAAUUUCACUCCCUUGAAGAAGAUGACAGUUGGGAUGUUCCUGGCUUCCAUGGCUUUUGUGGCAGCUGCAGUUGUGCAGGUGGAAAUUGAUAAAACUCUCCCAGUCUUCCCCAGAGGAAGUCAAGUCCAAGUUAAAGUAAUGAAUAUAGGAAAUGAUAACAUGACUAUAUCUUUUCCUGGAACGACAGUGACACUUGACCAGAUGUCUCAAACAAAUGAUUUCAUGACUUUCGAUGUAGAUAAACUGACAAGUAUCAACAUUUCUUCUGCUGGAUCACUAGUCACUCCAGUAACUCAUAGCUUUGAGCAGGGCCAUCGCCACACCCUUCUAGUGUGGGCCCCUAAUCACCACCGAGUGGUAAAGGAUGGCCUUAACCAGAAGCCAGUAAAAGGAGAAAAUGGAAUCAGAUUUGUAAAUACUUUUGAUGAGAGCUUCAACGUCACGAUGAAUGGGGAAGUUUAUGUGAAUGUCGCCAGUCACAAUGCCAGCGAAUAUCAGUUUUUUCCUUCUGGCGUAAAAAGCUUCACAAUAAACUCAGCAGAGAUUUCACAACAGUGUGAAAAUGAUUUCAAAUCAUCCUACCUUGAAUACGGUAGUGCGUAUACCUAUGUAAUCGCAAGGAAGAAUGAUGGCUGCCCCGAAGUGAAGAUAUUUGAAGAUAUCGCACCCAACACCGUUAACAUGGCUCUGCAGAUCCCGCAGUAUUUCCUCCUCACCUGCGGCGAGGUGGUUUUCUCUGUCACGGGAUUGGAGUUCUCAUAUUCUCAGGCUCCUUCCAACAUGAAGUCGGUGCUUCAAGCAGGAUGGCUGUUGACGGUGGCUGUUGGCAACAUCAUUGUGCUUAUUGUGGCAGGAGCAGGCCAGUUCAGCGAACAGUGGGCUGAGUACGUUCUGUUUGCGGCAUUGCUUCUGGUUGUCUGCGUCAUAUUUGCCAUCAUGGCGCGAUUCUAUACGUACAUCAAUCCAGCUGAGAUCGAAGCUCAGUUUGAUGAGGAUGAAAAGAAAAAGUACCUGGAAAAGAGCAACCCCUAUCCCAAGUCGGACUCCUUCUCACAGACACAGAUGUGAUUGUCAGGGAGCACGUGGAGGAUGGACUGGGGCCAGAGCGUGCCAGGCCUCUGUCCCCUGGUAGCAGGACCCCCCGGUGGGUACUCUUCACGACUGUGAACCAAGCCAGGAAAGCUGUGUUCGAAACAGCCAGCAAUGAACCAAAACCUCUAAAAGAAGUCUUUUGUUUUUUCAAAGAAGUCUUAUUUAAAGCACGCGUGCGCAGACGCGCACGCACACACACUUUCACAACACCGAAUCUGUACCCUGCAUUUAACUCUUUCUUAACACACAAAGUUAUUUUGGACUAACUUAAAUUUUUGAAAUGGUGGCCAAGUUCUCUAUUGCUUGCAUUCUAACACCCUGUGGAAACGGACGUUCAAUGAGGCGGGAGCCAAGGCGGAAAGUGAAGGAUCGGACUUUGGAAAGGUAAAGAAGCACCUGGCGAGUGUUAACUGCUAAAGUUACCUUUUGUUUUCAGUUUCGUUUUUCCAGUCCCUACCUCUUUUUAAAUUAUGUAGAACUCAAAAAACUACUCAGGUAAAGGCAAGUAAUGAUUUUUGGAGUUUCAGUGGUAUGAAAUAAACUCUCAUUCUUAA